Messenger RNA from Dacryopinax primogenitus, 3012 nucleotides. Its product is annotated as ribonucleotide reductase alpha subunit. The coding region runs from base 78 to 2828 and encodes 916 amino acids. Lineage: Eukaryota; Fungi; Basidiomycota; Dacrymycetes; Dacrymycetales; Dacrymycetaceae. Gene Ontology annotation, cellular component: ribonucleoside-diphosphate reductase complex. The record is from RefSeq and is a predicted model, not a curated record. Gene Ontology annotation, molecular function: ATP binding; ribonucleoside-diphosphate reductase activity, thioredoxin disulfide as acceptor. The transcript is spliced from 11 exons. Gene Ontology annotation, biological process: deoxyribonucleotide biosynthetic process; DNA replication.
CCUUCCUCCUUCCUCCUUUACCGCGCUACCACUCUCCACUGUUCACCUACUAGACACUUUGUAGACUAACAACCAUCAUGGCAUACGUGUUCAAGCGGGACAGACGGAAAGAGCGUGUCGCGUUCGACAAGAUCACAGCCCGGAUACAAAAGCUCUGUUACGGCCUCGAUCAGGACCAUGUUGAUCCUUUCGAGAUUACCAAGAAGGUCAUCGCUGGUGUCUACCCUGGCGUGACCACUGUUGAGCUCGACAACCUUGCCUCGGAAACCGCCGCAUACCUGACGACCAAGCACCCCGACUAUGCCAUCCUCGCUGCCCGCAUCGCCAUCUCCAACCUGCACAAGGAGACCAAGAAGCUCUUCUCCCAGGUCAUUGAGGACCUCUAUACAUACGUGAACCCGAAGAAUGGACGUCAUUCGCCUAUGAUCGCCAAGGACAUCUAUGAUAUCGUCCAGGAGAACAAGGAGGUGCUCGAUUCGGCGAUCAUCUAUGAGAGGGACUUCCAUCACCAAUUCUUUGGUUUCAAGACUCUCGAGCGUUCCUACCUCUUGCGGAUCAACGGCAAAGUUGCCGAGCGACCCCAGCAGAUGCUGAUGCGUGUAGCCAUUGGUAUACACGGCCGAGAUAUUGACCGCGCAUUAGCAACCUACACCCUGAUGUCCGAGCGGUACUUCACACACGCUAGCCCGACGCUCUUCAAUGCCGGCACGCCCCAUCCUCAGCUCUCUUCCUGUUUCCUGGUUGCCAUGAAGGACGACAGUAUCGAGGGCAUCUAUGAUACCCUCAAGACAUGCGCAAUGAUUUCCAAGACCGCUGGUGGUAUUGGAAUGCACAUCCACAAUAUCCGCGCCAAGGGCUCCUACAUCGCGGGCACCAAUGGCUACUCGAACGGUAUCGUCCCCAUGCUCCGUGCUUACGAUGCUACUGCUCGCUACGUCGACCAAGGCGGUAACAAGCGCCCCGGUGCCUUUGCUAUCUACAUCGAGCCCUGGCACGCCGACGUCUUCGAGUUCCUCGACCUGCGCAAGAACCACGGCAAGGAGGAAGUGCGCGCACGUGACCUUUUCUACGCCCUCUGGAUUUCAGAUCUGUUCAUGAAGCGCGUCGAGUCCGACGGUGACUGGUCUCUCUUCUGCCCUAAUGAAGCGCCUGGCAUGUCUGAGGUGCACAGCGAAGAUUUCGAGGCUUUGUAUACUCGUUACGAACGCGAGGGUCGCGCGAGGCAGACCAUCAAGGCCCAGAAGCUGUGGUAUGCCAUUCUCGACGCACAGAUUGAGACUGGGGGCCCGUUCAUGUUGUACAAGGAUGCUGCUAACUCCAAGUCUAACCAGAAGAACCUGGGCACGAUCAAGUCUUCCAACCUCUGCACAGAAAUCAUGGAGUAUUCCGCCCCUGACGAGGUCGCCGUCUGCAAUCUCGCCUCCAUUGCCUUGCCUUCCUUCAUCCAGGACGGUCAGUACGACUUCGAGAAGCUGCACGCGGUCGCCAAGGUGGUCGCGUUCAACCUGAACCGAAUCAUCGAUGUCAACUACUAUCCCGUGCCUGAGGCUCGUCGGUCUAAUAUGCGUCACCGUCCUAUCGGCGUUGGUGUGCAGGGUCUCGCCGACGCGUUUAUGGCUCUUCGCAUGCCGUUCGACUCGCCCGAAGCUCGUCAGCUUAACCGCGAUAUCUUCGAGACUAUCUACCACGCUGCGCUCGAGGCGUCGAACGAGAUGGCCGAGACGGACGGCGCGUACGAGACGUUCGAAGGCUCCCCUGCUUCCCGUGGAGAGCUCCAGUUUGACCUAUGGGGCGUGAUGCCUUCCGACCGCUGGGACUGGGCCGGGCUGAAGGAGAAGAUCAGCCGCACGGGUCUGCGCAACUCCCUCCUCCUUGCCCCUAUGCCUACCGCCUCCACUUCCCAGAUCCUGGGGAACAACGAGUGCUUCGAGCCGUAUACAUCUAUGAUCUACGCGCGUCGUGUACUCGCCGGCGAGUUCCAGGUUGUCUGCCCGUGGCUUCUUCGCGAUCUUGUCGAUCUCGGCCUAUGGAACGACCAGAUGCGGGAUAUGAUCAUCGCUUCCGGCGGGUCGAUCCAGAACAUCCCCGGAAUCCCGGACAACAUCAAAGCGAUCUACAAGACCGUCUGGGAGAUCUCACAGAAGAAGAUCCUCGACCUCGCCGCGGACCGGGGUGCGUUCAUCUGCCAGAGUCAGAGCUUGAACGUCCAUCUCCAGAGCCCUACUCUCGGCCAGCUCACGUCCAUGCAUUUCUACGGCUGGAAGAAGGGGCUCAAGACGGGCAUGUACUACCUUCGUACGCGCCCUGCUGCUCAGGCCAUCCAGUUCACCCUGGACGCCUCGGUCAUCAAGCAGGCGAAGGAUGCACAGAACGGUGUCUCUGCUCCUGCUCAAGCGGUGCGUGCGAUGAAGCCCAGGCAGAGCACGAACAAGUACGCGAGCAUAGCCGUGAACGAUGUCCUCGCUUCAGCACGUAGCUCCACCCCGACGAGCGCAACUGCCACUAGCUCUCCGAUCGCUUCCCCUGACAGUGUGAGGCCUGUUCCUGUGGCUGUCAAGGUCGAGGACCUCUCCCUAGACGCGACGGUCGUCAAGGCUGAGUCCUCUUCUGCCCCGCUUCCUACCCCAGGCGCAUCUCCUUCCCGCAUUGAGCAGCCACUUGUAGCUGCUCCAGCAGAAGAGAACGGCAAGGGCAAGGGCAAGACGGAGAAGGAGAUUGACCCCGAAUACGCCGCUGCAUUGGAGAGGAUAAAGCAGCGCGAAUACGAGGAGGCCAAGCUCCAGUGCAGCCUCGAAAACAAGGAGGCAUGCCUGAUGUGCUCUGGCUGAGUACUUUGCCUCUCCCUUGUCAUGCCUUUCUAACCUAGAAACACUCGAGCUGUGUAAAAAUGUACUUUGGUUUCUGGAUCCCCUAUUUCCCGUCCACUUGCAAACCACACUGCAUUUAUAGCGAGCUCCUCCACUACUUACGCUUAGUUUUCAUACCCCUUGUCGGCGAUGUUGCGAUAUGUAU